This is a messenger RNA of Microstroma glucosiphilum, 2233 nucleotides long. RefSeq lists its product as hypothetical. Bases 85 to 2175 code for a protein of 696 amino acids. The transcript is spliced from 3 exons. The record is from RefSeq and is a predicted model, not a curated record. Gene Ontology annotation, cellular component: SAM complex; ERMES complex. NCBI's taxonomy places the organism in Eukaryota, Fungi, Basidiomycota, Exobasidiomycetes, Microstromatales, Microstromataceae. Gene Ontology annotation, biological process: mitochondrial outer membrane translocase complex assembly; establishment of mitochondrion localization; protein insertion into mitochondrial outer membrane.
GUGUCCGUACCUCGUGCUCUCGUCCAUUGGCAAGAGUUACUGUCGAGGCCAGACCUCUGCGGCACAGGCGGUAGCAGCCUCGCAAUGCAGGACUUCCCCUCCUAUCUUCUCCGCCACUACUUCCAUACCACCGACUGGCAUCCCUCCAACUCCUACCUCAACCUCACCUCCCACUCCUCGUCCAUCCUUCUUGACUUUCCCAUUCCCAAUGGCUUGGCUCUUUCCCUCAGCUCCAGCCCUACCUGUGCCUUCUUCUCCACGCACCGCUUGAGAGCGCUGCCGAGCUUGGGGGGCUGCGCCGGCUACGUCGUCGCCAGAACCGAAAAGCCGCUCGCCUUUGGUGGGACGGGAUUGCGCGAAGUCCUAGAGAGAUUCAGGAUCGUUCACAUCCCAAAGCGGCGAGAUGCGGGCGAAAUAAGCGGCAAUGGGCCAAAGUCUUCGAGAGACUACCUCCUGUAUGGCUGCCUCCAUGCACCCACGGCCCGGCUGGAUGCCCUCUACACCACUCGGAUCUCUCCAGCAUGGAACCUUAUCAUCACUGCCUGCUCUUUUCCACCACAAUCACCGUUCGUCUCCAACUUGGCUCCCAUGGUCUCGCAAGACCAGCAGGUGUCUGCUACCUCUCCCUCCUCUUCUCAGCAAUUACCACCUCCAAUGUCACAAGGGCCCACAAGCCCAGGAGCCACAAAUCUCCAAUUCACGCUGCAGCACGAUGCAGGAAAGUGGUUCAAUGAGAUCUGCUACAGCCUCGAUGACGCCUUGUGGGGCUUCCGUACCAUGCAUCACUUUGAGCCGGGCACGUCCGGCCUGAGUUCGAGCGCUGCUCAGACCCGCACUCUGGAAUCGCUUUCGGAGAUGUGCCUCGACUCGUCUCUCUCAGACCCGAAGUUGCACUCUGCCAACGCGGGGACGCCAGAAACAUCGUCGAACCUUCGACCUUCGCCUGCAUCUACCGAAGUCGGAGGAGGUCUACGAGGCAGGUUCUCUGCGGGAGCGGAGCUCUUCUUUAGCGCCGCUGAGAAGUCAGCAGGGCUCAGCACGGGAGUGAGAUUCACGACCCUUCCGGAAGGCAAUGAUGACGGCGAGGAGGGUGUAUAUGCGGGUAUGGAUGCAGCAGUGGCCGAGACAGGGGAUGCGAGGGCCUGGGUGUCACCGUCUCAGCCGCCGACCACUAUCACUGCCACGCUCAAUCCUAUGAUGGGACACUUCAGCACAGCGUAUGCUAGCAGACUGGGUCGAGACAUCGUAGCCUGCUCGAGAUACGACUUCAAUGUCUACUCCUACGAGUCUGAUCUCACGGUGGGCGGCGAGUACUGGCUACGCUCCGCACAUGCAUCACCAACAUUAUCUUCAGCAGCUUCGCAGUCUGUCCUGUCGAAAGAUGACCCAGGAGAGAGACCAAUCUACUGGUCUGCACCCCCAAGUGUCUCGCAACCGCUGCCCAGAAAGCCUCACUCUCCCGCACCCAGUUUGAGGGAGAGUUUCGAGCCGCCACCCAUCUCAUCACGUCAAGCCGGGCUCACAGACGAUAAGAGCCAACCUCGGGAGACUUUUAUGAGGGGCCUGCGCCCGUCAGACAGUACAGCGGGAACGGACGUACAACAGACUAGUGGCUCGAAGCUACAAGGGGCUGGUGGAGAAGACCCUGUGCAUCGUCAGUCUCGCACGAAUCCUCAAAACGAGGUGACUCGGGGAAAUCCACAGGCGGGCGCUGUCAUAAGUUCUGAAGCCGAUCCUUUGCCGGAUGCUCGAGCCACUUCGAUGUCAGGUAGAGACGGCUCGAUGCCGUCUUCUUCUUCUGCUUCGUCAUCACCGUCUGCAUUGCUGAAAUUCUCUCUAUCGUCUUCUAUGCUCUUGUCGCUACUUUGGCAAGGACGCCUGAAGAACUGUCUCGUCAGUAUCGGCAUCAAGGCUGAUCUCUCUGCCUCUUCCGUCUCUUCUGGUGGCGGAUCGGCAUUGGUCAAGAAGCAAAGUGGUGGCGUGAGGGGCGUAGGAAUGGGGAGCGUCGUUCGAACAGUGGGCAUGGAGAUCGUCUACUGGGGCGGUAGCGCUGCUGAGAGUAGUCAAGGGGCAGAAAUGGAUCCUAUGAUUUUCAAAGGGAUCGCGCCAGGUGCUUUCUCUGCAAGUAGCCCGAGCGGUCCUUUGGGUCACGCAGGGUAUGAGGGCGUCGAUUAGACUUCAACGAUGCUCCGUCUAUGGCGAGAAGAAAUGAGAUGUGUCACAUAGACUUGCU